Messenger RNA from Pecten maximus, 981 nucleotides. RefSeq names its product trichohyalin-like. NCBI's taxonomy places the organism in Eukaryota, Metazoa, Mollusca, Bivalvia, Pectinida, Pectinidae. The coding region runs from base 1 to 981 and encodes 326 amino acids. The record is from RefSeq and is a predicted model, not a curated record. The transcript has a single exon.
AUGUCAAGGGACAAUGGCGGGACCAUCGAGGCAUCAGAAAGAGAGGACCAUCUGGGCAUCAGAAAGAGAGGACCAUCGAGGUAUCAGAAAGAGAGGACCAUCGAGGUAUCAGAAAGAGAGGACCAUCGAGGUAUCAGAAAGAGAGGACCAUCAAGGCACCAGAAAGAGAGGACCAUCGAGGUAUCAGAAAGAGAGGACCAUCGAGGUAUCAGAAAGAGAGGACCAUCUGGGCAUCAGAAAGAGAGGAACAUCUGGGCAUCAGAAAGAGAGGACCAUCUGGGCAUCAGAAAGAGAGGACCAUCGCGGUAUCAGAAAGAGAGGACCAUCGAGGCACCAGAAAGAGAGGACCAUCUGGGCAUCAGAAAGAGAGGAACAUCUGGGCAUCAGAGAGAGAGGACCAUUGAGGCACCAGAAAGAGAGGACCAUCUGGGCAUCAGAAAGAGAGGACCAUCGAGGCACCAGAAAGAGAGGACCUUUGAGGUAUCAGAAAGAGAGGACCAUCUGGGCAUCAGAAAGAGAGGACCAUCGAUGCACCAGAAAGAGAGGACCAUCGAGGUAUCAGAAAGAGAGGACCAUCGAGACAUCAUGAAAGAGAGGACCAUCGAGGCAUCAGAAAGAGAGGGCCAUCGAGGCACCAGAAAGAGAGGACCAUCGAGGCAUCAGAAAGAGAGGACCAUCUGGGCAUCAGAAAGAGAGGAACAUCUGGGCAUCAGAAAAGAGAGGACCAUCGAGGCACCAGAAAGAGAGGACCAUCUGGGCAUCAGAAAGAGAGGAACAUCUGGGCAUCAGAAAGAGAGGACCAUCGAGGCACCAGAAAGAGAGGACCAUCGAGGUAUCAGAAAGAGAGGACCAUCUGGGCAUCAGAAAGAGAGGACCAUCGAGGCACCAGAAAGAGAGGUCGAUCGAGGUAUCAGAAAGAGAGGACCAUCGAGGCACCAGAAAGAGAGGACCAUCGCGGCAUCAGAGAGAGAGGACCAUUGA